Messenger RNA from Triplophysa dalaica, 4001 nucleotides. It is a transcript of the gene clcn1a, whose product is annotated as chloride channel, voltage-sensitive 1a. The record is from RefSeq and is a predicted model, not a curated record. Gene Ontology annotation, molecular function: voltage-gated chloride channel activity. Bases 76 to 3096 code for a protein of 1006 amino acids. Lineage: Eukaryota; Metazoa; Chordata; Actinopteri; Cypriniformes; Nemacheilidae. Gene Ontology annotation, biological process: chloride transport; transmembrane transport. Gene Ontology annotation, cellular component: membrane. The transcript has 23 exons.
UCAGUCCGUGCCACCCCAGGGUGGGAAUGCUAAGACAGACAGGCAGUUUAUUUUUGGGUAAGUGACAGUGUGUCAAUGGCCGCAGAUGCGUCGCAAAGGAAGGCUCUGAGAUAUCAGCAAACCCUGCUAUAUGGAGAGUACAGGGAACAUCCCGGUGGGUCCCAGCGCAGAGAGGCCACUCGUCUACUAACAGAGAGACAGAGGAAAAAACAUGGUGGACAUCACCACCACAGCCACCAUGGUCACCAUGGGCGGAGUCACAGCCGAAGUCGACAUCGCACCCAUCAUCAUCUGGAACUGGAGAUAGGGAGUCAUGACAGACAGGAGCAAGAGGAGGCCCACACAUCCUCAUUCAAGAAACGCCGCUCUUAUUCCAAGUGCAGAGAUUGUGUGGCUCGGGUACAGAAGUUCCUUGUUUCUAAACUGGGAGAAGAUUGGAUCUUUCUGGUGCUCCUUGGUAUUACAAUGGCAUUAGUAAGCUGGAGCAUGGAUUACGCUAGUGCCAAGAGUCUUCAAGCAUAUAAAUGGUUUUAUGCGGAGUUGAAGGGAAACAUCCCGCUGCAGUACCUGGUCUGGGUCUUCUAUCCUAUGGCGCUCAUCAUUUUUGCCUCUCUCUUCUGCCACCUGCUUGCUCCUCAGGCAAUUGGCUCUGGUAUUCCAGAGCUGAAAACCAUCCUUAGAGGUGUUGUGCUGAAGGAGUAUUUGACACUUAAAGCAUUUAUUGCCAAAGUGGUUGGACUCACUGCUGGCCUGGGCAGUGGACUGCCAGUUGGAAAGGAGGGUCCAUUUGUUCAUAUAGCCAGUAUCUGUGCCGCUGUGCUCAGCAGGUUUAUGUCCUUCUUCUCUGGAGUCUAUCAGAGCCCAUAUUGCUAUACAGACAUCCUCACAGUGGGUUGUGCUGUAGGGGUCGGAUGCUGUUUUGGGACCCCUCUUGGAGGUGUGUUGUUCAGCAUUGAGGUCACAUCAACCUAUUUUGCUGUGAGAAACUACUGGAGGGGUUACUUUGCUGCUACGUUCAGUGCUUUCAUAUUCAGGGUGCUGUCUGUGUUCAAUAAAGAUGCAGUCACCAUCACUGCUCUCUUCCGUACCAACUUCCGCAUGGAUUUUCCCUUCGAUCUGCAGGAGCUCCCAGCGUUCGCCAUUAUUGGGAUAUCGUGUGGCUUUCUUGGAGCUUUUUUCGUAUACCUGAACCGCCAAGUGGUCCUGUUUAUGAGGAGGCCGAACAUCCUCACUCGUUUCUUAACAAAACACCGACUGAUCUUCCCUGCUGUUGUGACCUUAGUGAUUACGACACUGACAUUCCCUCCGGGCUUCGGACAAUUCAUGGCUGGAGAGCUGAUGCCCAGGGAAUGCAUCAACUCGCUGUUUGAUAACUUCACCUGGACAAAAAUAUGGGGCUCUCCUCCUCCACCUGGUCUCGGGCGCUCGGCUGUCUGGUUUCACCCUGAUGUCAGUGUCUUUGUCAUUCUCAUUCUCUUCUUCAUCAUGAAGUUCUGGAUGUCUGCAGUUUCCACCACGUUGCCCAUCCCAUCUGGAGCCUUCAUGCCUGUCUUUGUAUUGGGUGCCGCAUUUGGUCGUUUAGUGGGUGAGAUCAUGGCCACUCUCUUUCCUCAUGGGAUCAUGUUUGAUGGAAUACUGUACCGCAUCAUCCCUGGAGGGUACGCUGUCAUUGGUGCCGCAGCGCUGACGGGCGCGGUCACCCACACCGUUUCCACGGCAGUGAUCUGUUUCGAGUUGACUGGUCAGAUAUCUCACAUCCUCCCUAUGAUGGUUGCCGUCAUUCUGGCCAACAUGGUAGCCCAGGGCCUGCAACCCUCACUGUACGACUCCAUCAUCCAGGUCAAGAAGCUGCCGUAUCUCCCCGAGCUAGGAUUCGGCCACAUAAGCCAGUAUAAUAUCUUCGUGGAGGAUAUCAUGGUGAGGAAAGUCAAGUUUUUAUGUUCCCACUCCACAUACAGAGAAGUUCUGCAUUUACUGGAUUCAGCGUCCUUAAAAUCCUUCCCUCUGGUUGACUCAAAAGAAUCUAUGAUUCUAUUGGGCAGCAUUGAGAGAUCCGAGCUUCUCGCCCUCUGUGAUUGGUGGCUGUCAGCAGAGAGGCGGAUCAUGAUGCAAGGACAGGGCUCACAAGGUCAGGCGCCAUGUGCCAGAGUCAGCUGGGAAUCGUUUGCCUUUGUCGAUGAGGAUGGAGAGGAGAAUGAAGAUGAAAAUGAAUUAGACAAAGGGAUGCAGAAAGAGACGAUGCCAGUUGAAGAGGAAAGAAACGGUCCUGUCUCACCUCCUAAACCAUCAGAACCUUCAACCAAUCACACGUCUCCUGAUAAGGCUCCUUCACAGUCUUUCGGGAGAAUAGUACGAAAUUUCUUUUCGUCCUCUUCAGAAAAACACACAGAAGGUCAGCCACAGGAGUCUAAUACUCCACCUUUGACAGAUACAAUGACACCAGAGGAGAUCAAAGCAUGGGAGGAGGCAGAGAUGGACAAACCUUUGGAAAUCGAUCAGAUCAGAAUAGACCCCUCCCCCUUUCAGCUAGUAGAGAGAACAUCACUACAUAAGACUCAUACUCUGUUCUCUUUACUGGGGCUGAGUCAUGCCUACGUAACCAAUACUGGGAAACUGGUGGGAGUUGUAGCACUGAAAGAGCUUCAGAAAGCCAUCGAGGGCUCCACACGUAGCGGCGUGCGCUUACGCCCUCCUCUGGCCAGUUUCCGGGACACCAUUCGUAAGUCUGCGAAGCCUCCUCAGGCGUCCUCGCCUCCAUCCUCUCCGUGCUCCACCACGGCCCCUGCCUCAACCCUUUCUGCCCCCGUGGUUCCUCACGGCCCUUCCUCGAGCCCCUUAGCCCCAGAGAAGGACCAGAAAGAGGAGAUGGAGGUGUGGAUUGAGGGUGUUAAGCGGGAGGUAAUAGUGGAGAACAGCAGGAGCACGACAGGAAGCAGCAGGAGUAGUAGUGGGACAGGAAGUACUAACAGUGAGGCAGGAAGUCCCAAUAGUAGCCCCACACUGCCGCCCACCACUCUUUCCCUUAUCCCUCUCUCCAACCUGCAGCCUGUACCCGAAAACAAGGAGGGUGAGGACGAGGAAGAAGAGCCGCUUUAGAACGAAGAGGUCUUUCUUUGUUUCUCUUUACUUUGAUGUGUUAUUGUGUUUGUUCACUUCAACUUUUAUAUAACAAGUUUAUGUUUUUUAGUCAUGUUUUUUUUUUUUUAAGGUUUUACAAUGUCCAAUUUAGUGUCCCUCAUCCUCUCACAAACAAAUUCGGUCAAACAUUAGAAAGUUUUUUGGAUGGUUAUCACAAUGUGCCCCAAUAUAAAAAAACCUAAUACAAUUAAAAUAUAACAUCCCUGUGUCUUGUCUUCCUUUUCAGUCAGUCUGUGACUUACUUACUAAUGUUUUCAGUGCCAUUCUGCAUUAAUUGUUUUAGUGGAAGUCAAAAAGAAUUUUCUUUCUGAAUUUGGCUAUUUCUGUCGCACCUCAAAGCAAAUGUUGGCCAGCAGGUGGCACAUUGUGAACUUUUUCAGAAUUUAAAAGGAAGGAGUCUCUCUCUUCAUGUCUUUAUUUCUGUAAUAUUUUUCUGUUUUGUAACUAUUUUAUUUCAGGGUGUGUGCUGUCUUUUUUCGAAACCUGUCCUGUGGUUCACCUUAUCUCUCAAAAAUACUCUCAGGUGUCUCUCAUGUCUUUAAACCAAGACUGCUGUUUAUGAACAAUCUAUGUGGAAUCAUGUGAUCUAUUGUCAGUUCAGUGAAGUUUGAGUUAUAUGUGUUUUUCAAUUUGUUUCUCAUCCUUAUUUAUUUAUUUAUUCAUCAUUUUUUUUCUGUGUGAUGGGAUGUUGACAGAAACUUAAGAAAUUCUGGCUUGUUUCAACCCAUGUUUGGGUCAUUUAUGGACAUUUGUGACCCAUCUAAAGUCUUUUUUUUCUGGGUGAUUUACACUAUUUCGGUUUUCUGCAUGAAGUCAUCCUAUCAUCCUACUAUUAUGUAAAUUCUGAGAAAAUAUAAUAUUGC